UAUUUGUUUUUUUUUUUUUUUUUUUUCAUAUUUGCAAUACUAGUAUGCUAUCUCAAUUGGCAAUACUAAUAUGCUAUCUCAAUAAGUAUGACUUUAUGAUUGGUUUCGUUAACUGUGUAAAUGAGUCGAGUUCGAGAUUUCUAAUCGUGAGCUUGUAUUGUUUAAUUUAAGAAAGCUCGAGCCUUGAUCAUUUCACUUUAGAGAUCUAGAAUUUGAAUUGUUUCUCGUUGUGUCUAGAGCUCGAACUAUAGUCGUGAAAUAUUUACAAGAUCAACCUAUAAUCGAACACUUUUAAUUCAACCCGUCUAAUAAUUUUUUUAAACGGCAAAUUUAGAUCAUUGGCGGACCAUUGGGGUGUCAUCGUGCAAAUUUGUUCAUGAGAUGAAACACGUCUAAUAACUUAAUGUGUUAACGAGCUUCCAGUUAUCUUCCUUAAUAAACACUUCUUUCUCUACACAUUCGUCGUUUCAUCUCGCGAUCUAUUCAAAAUGAUCAUUCUUCGUAUCUAGAUUUUUGUUCAUCAUCGCAAACAUGAAUCUGUCUUCUUGAACCCUUCCAAUUCUAUCUAAAGCCGCAACCGGUCUUUCUCUACAAAAAUAAUAAAAAACGAUCCAAAGUAGACUUUGGUCCCCAAAACAAAUGUUUCAUAAUAUAAUGAGAUACGAAUAUCUUGUGACUGAAAUAGUGAAACCAUCAAUUUGUCUUCUUGUUCUUGAACCCUUUCAUUUCUUUUUAAUUGCAAGCUUAAUGCUAGAUAAAUGCAUUAUGAUCAAUGUUAUGUCGUUUGUGCAUGACAUUGUGUUUGGAUCCCUAAACUUGCUAGGGUUGGUCGACAAAAAGUCAAAACCGCUUUCAGUUUCAAACCGAUUCAGGUUUGGAGUGGUAUGAUCAGUUUUUUCGGUGGAGUUCAGAUUGGUUCGGGUCCGUUUGUCAACAAAAAGUAAAAAUCGGUUUCGGGUUCGAAUCAGUUGGAGCGGUUUUGAUCGGUUUUUGUGGGUCUGGUUCGAGUUCAAACCAGUUUCAGAUAAGAGGAAUACAAACCGAUUGUAAACCUACGAGUUCAAUCAGGUUAGAACCAGUUCGUUAUCCGUUCCGUACCGAAAUAGAUUUUGGUUCUUAAACCGAUUUAGUGUUACACCUCUAGUCUCAGGGGUGGAUCUACCUCUUAACAAGGGGUAACCCACUUUGCCUCUUUAGAAAAAUUUGAUGUUUUUGGAUUUUAUUACCUCUUUUCUUUAAAACGUUGUCCCUAUAGGGAUUUUCAAGAUCCGUCGUCACGGUGUACUCUAAUAUAAUAGUCUAAUCAUCUUUUAGACUUAUAUACCCACGCUAAUCUCACAAGAAGAAGUAAUAUACAAUCUUCUAUCCAAUGAAGAGAAAAGAUAGACAACAAAAGCUUCACAAUUCCCUAAUUAACAUGCUCUAUCCUCCAUCUUCAUCUUCACCUCAUCACAACAAACAACUACACACCCAAACCCUAAAUUUAGCGCAGGAAAUCAUCAAUUCAGAAUCCCACCCCAUCAAUACAGAUGAAUUGGAGGAAGAAGAAGAAGAAGAAAGGAGUGAGGGAGAGGGUGAAUUAGGGUUUGAAAAGCUCACAAGAGCUCAGAGAAAAAGGCUUCGAAAGAAGAAGCUAAAAGAAGCUGCUUCUCAAAGGAGACAGAUUAUCGGGCCGCAGUUGAAUCCGGAUCAUACGGAUGGUGAUCGAAUCGAUGGUGAAGUUAGUAGCGUUCGUGAGCUUGAACAUGAACAUGAACGUCUGGAAGGUGUUCGACGAAAUGCCGCAGAGAAACCUUAGAGUCGCUAUUGUCACAUUUUAACGCAAAAUUACAAAUUAAUUGAUUAGUGAUUAUUACAGAUUAUGGAAAGAAUUAGUAUUGUAUUGGUAUUUGAUUUGGAGAAGGAAGAUGAUUGAUCAUAUUUGUAUACUCUGGGUUUUUUGUUUGAUGAA
Helianthus annuus (common sunflower) is the source of this 1951-nucleotide messenger RNA. RefSeq lists its product as uncharacterized. The transcript is spliced from 2 exons. The coding region runs from base 1370 to 1798 and encodes 142 amino acids. The record is from RefSeq and is a predicted model, not a curated record. NCBI's taxonomy places the organism in Eukaryota, Viridiplantae, Streptophyta, Magnoliopsida, Asterales, Asteraceae.